Molecule: messenger RNA, 2544 nt
Organism: Amyelois transitella
Lineage: Eukaryota; Metazoa; Arthropoda; Insecta; Lepidoptera; Pyralidae
Product: juvenile hormone esterase
Exons: 3
Coding region: 87-1685 (532 amino acids)
Source: RefSeq, a predicted model, not a curated record
GUUUAUAAAGUCUACGUUGCGACCAUUCUCGUUCAAAUAAUCAACUUGGACGGUCGCCACUCGAGUGGAUAAUUACAUAAUUAAAAAUGGCACAGGUUAAAGUUAAGCAGGGCACAUUGGAAGGAGAAGUUCUGGAUUUGAGUACCGGCGAUGGAAAAUAUUACAGUUUUAAAGGCAUUCCUUAUGCGGCCCCGCCGAUUGGAAAAUUGCGAUUCAAGGCACCAGAACCUCCUCUACCAUGGAAUGGUGUAAGAAUAGCAAAACAGCACGGGCCCGUGUGUCCCCAUCGAGAUAUAUUUACCAACGAAAUUAAAACUGGCAGCGAGGACUGUCUGUAUUUGAACGUCUAUACCCCAAACCUUAAACCGGACAAGCCCUUGGCCGUCAUGAUAUUUAUCCACGGUGGCGGAUACAAGAGUGGAUCAGGAGACGACGACUUUUAUGGACCAGACUUCUUAGUCAAUCACAAUGUCGUCUUAGUAACUAUCAAUUACAGACUCGAAGCAUUCGGUUUUCUUUGUCUGGACACAGCCGACGUUCCCGGAAAUGCUGGUCUCAAAGACCAAGUGCAGGCCUUGAAAUGGGUCAACGAAAACAUUUCACAAUUCGGUGGUGACCCAAAGAAUAUUACUGUUUUUGGUGAGAGUGCUGGAGGUGCUUCUACCUGCUUCCAUAUUUUAUCACCAUUGUCUAAAGGUCUUUUCCAAAGAGCUAUUUCUAUGAGUGGAGUACCAUUAUGUGAUUGGUCGUUACCUUUUGAACCUAGGAAAAGAGCAUUUAUUCUCGGCAAACAAUUAGGAUUAAGUACAAAAGAUCCUGUUAAACUGCUUGAAUUCCUGCAAAAUGUACCAGCUGAAAAACUAAUACACUUGAACCCCGCUGUGUUGAGUUUGGAAGAAGUUAACAAUAACGUAUUGAAGAUGUACCAUUUCACACCAGUCGUUGAAAAAGAUUUUGGUCAGAAUCAUUUUCUGACUGACUCGCCCGAGAAUGUUUUGAAGAGCGGGAAAAUAAACGAUGUGGAUAUUCUGAUAGGCUACACAAGCUUUGAGAGUUUGUUAGGAAUCCCUUGGUUUGAAUCUGAACUAAUUGAGCAUUAUGACAGAUGGAAUGAAAGCUUCGUUCCUAGAGAAAUCUUGAAUCGAACUCCGCCCGCAAAAGUGUUUGAAAUCUCUGAUAAGAUUAUAAAGCAUUACUUUGGCGAGAAGCCUAUAAACGUUGAAUCUAUGAAGGAGUUCGCCAAAUUUUCAUCGGAUAGCGCUUUCUGUUUUUACGUUUAUAGAUUUAUCAAACGUUUGCCUAAAGGAACUGGGAAGCGGUACCAAUAUAAAUUCUCCUGCUUUUCGGAGAGGAAUGUUUUCGGGAAGCAUGGUCAGAAGUACGGACUAACCGGAGCUGCGCAUUUGGAUGAUGUGAUGUAUAUUUUUGAUUCAAAACAAGCGAACCUGCCGAUCAACAAGAAAGAGAAGAGCUACAAAAUGAUUCAACAGACGUGCACAUUGUUUACGAAUUUUGCUAAAUAUGGUGUCCCAACUUACACCAUGCCGACUGUGGGGUGGAAAGAGUUUGACGACAACGAGAGUUACCUGGACAUCGGGGAGUCCCUGACCCCUGGUGACCAUCUGGACGCAGACGUGGUCAAGUUCUGGAGAAGCAUCUACGAAUACGCUGGAGUCGAAUUUUAGUGUUAAGUUUGUUUUGAUCUUAGGUUUCGGAAUUAUAUAUAAGACUACUAAGUAUUCCCUCUUGAAUAUCUGAAAUAAAAUCUUUUAUAUUGCAGAGUACUUUUAUUUUGUUCCAACAAAAUAUUAGCUUUUUAUCCCUUACGGGGUAGACCGAAAACAACAGAUCAGUUGCUAGACCUUUGCCUAAAAUAAAAGUCAAAAGUUAAGCCUUUUAUUUGACUUUCUGAAAUUUCAAUUACUAUUAAAAUGUGGUUUAUCAAUUCAAGGAAACACACGAUUAAUAAAAAUGAUCCCUUUUAAUAGCCUAAACCUAAGGUAAUAAGCUAUUUUGUAUUAAAAUUCAACUGUGAAAAUAAUUACUAUUUACGCCUUAUUAUUCCGAUUUCUGUAGUCUUAAAAAAAUAUUAUCUCCUCAGAUAGCUCGCUUGGUCAAUAUUGGUUAUUAUUGUAACACAAUAAUAUUGUUCUUAUCUUAGAACCGAAACGGGAAUUCUGCCUAAAAUGUUAUCUUGUCAAACAACUCAUACGGGAGGGGACAGUGUUAUCCUCCCCUGCAAGGAAUAAUAGCACUAAUCACGAACACAUUAAAGUUAUUAAUGAACUGUAAUUUAAAUCCCCAACUUCUCAGUUUGAAGAAUCAAUGCACGGCCCCUUCGUAUUUCAAAAAUCUUAACUGUAUCAAGGCAAUGUAUUAUCUACUCUUUGUUAUAGCAAUAGUAGCGAAAUUUCAACAAAUUUUAGCAUUUUAAGUGUAAAUAUAUAAAUACAAGCCGUUGGGUUUGCAACAAUUACACAAAUACAGAUACAAAGCCUAAAUCAUUGAAAUAUAACUUCUGCCAUUAUUUUCCUCACGCCUUAU